AUGUUUAAGAAUGCUCAAGAGUUUGUGAGGCAUUGUGAUAAGUGCCAAAGGACAGGAAACAUAUCCAAAAGAAACCAGAUGCCUCAGAACUCGAUGUUGGAAGUAGAGUUGUUCGAUGUUUGGGGCAUAGACUUCAUGGGACCAUUUCCACCUUCAUUUGGAAAGAAUUAUAUUCUAGUAGCGGUGGAUUAUGUAUCCAAAUGGGUCGAAGCGGUUGCUCUACCUUCAAAUGAUGCUAAGAAAUAUAAUGUGAAACACAAGAUAGCCACAGCGUAUCAUCCUCAAACUAGUGGGCAGGUUGAAGUUUCGAAUCGACAACUAAAACAAAUUCUUGAAAAGACGGUGAAUUCCUCUCGGAAGGAUUGUGCAAUAAAGCUGGAUGAUGCACUGUGGGCAUACAGGACCGCUUUCAAAACACCAAUUGGUAUGUCACCAUAUCAACUUGUGUAUGGGAAAGCAUGUCAUUUGCCUUUGGAGUUAGAACAUAAGGCUUUCUGGGCAUCAAAGUUUCUCAAUAUGGAUCUAUCUAAAGCUGCAAGUUCUAGGCUUCUUCAACUUCAUGAGUUAGAAGAAUUCCGCAACCAAGCUUAUGAGAAUGCCAAGAUCUACAAAGAGAAAACGAAAAGGUGGCAUGAUGGGAAGAUCCAGCAUAAGGAGUUCUGGGAAGGACAACUGGUUCUCUUAUACAAUUCAAGGCUCAGAAUUUUCCCAGGAAAGUUGAAAUCAAAGUGGUCGGGGCCGUUUAGGGUUCACAAAGUUUUUCCUCAUGGAGCUAUAGAGAUAAAAAAUGAAGCAAAUGGGGAUAUUUUCAAAGUGAAUGGGCACCGGCUCAAACCAUAUUACCAAGGUCAACCAGGCGGAAGGAUUGAAGUUGUUCGUUUCGAAGGAUGA
This is a messenger RNA of Vicia villosa (hairy vetch), 891 nucleotides long. RefSeq lists its product as uncharacterized. The transcript is spliced from 2 exons. Gene Ontology annotation, molecular function: nucleic acid binding. Lineage: Eukaryota; Viridiplantae; Streptophyta; Magnoliopsida; Fabales; Fabaceae. The coding region runs from base 1 to 891 and encodes 296 amino acids. The record is from RefSeq and is a predicted model, not a curated record.